Messenger RNA from Mercurialis annua (annual mercury), 1401 nucleotides. RefSeq names its product 50S ribosomal protein L24, chloroplastic. Lineage: Eukaryota; Viridiplantae; Streptophyta; Magnoliopsida; Malpighiales; Euphorbiaceae. The record is from RefSeq and is a predicted model, not a curated record. Gene Ontology annotation, molecular function: RNA binding; structural constituent of ribosome. Gene Ontology annotation, cellular component: ribosome; mitochondrion. The transcript has 5 exons. Gene Ontology annotation, biological process: translation. Bases 61 to 657 code for a protein of 198 amino acids.
AUCAGGCGCUUCCCUUGUUAUCCGUUUAUCCAUUGAAAGAACUCAAAAAGCAAAGAGAAAAUGGCGGCAGCAGCACCAAUGGCUGCAACAACAGCACUUCAGAGCUCAAUCACUUCUCUGUCCCUCUCUUCUAACUCUUUCUUCGGCCAACGCCUCUCCUUUCCCUCUCUCGCUACUACUGCUUCACCAGUGAAGACACCUGAAAAUCAAUGUCUCAUUGUUGCAAGGCUUAAACGAUGGGAGCGGAAGGAAUGCAAGCCAAACAGUCUCCCAAUUUUACACAAAAUGCACGUUAAGAUUGGAGACACAGUUAAAGUGAUAGCUGGAGAUGACAAAGGGAAAGUUGGAGAGGUUACUAAAAUUUUCAGGCAUAACAGCUCUGUGGUAGUAAAUGAAAUAAACCUGAAGACAAAGCAUGUGAAGAGUAAAGAAGAAGGGGAACCUGGACAGAUUAUUAAGAUUGAAGCUCCUAUUCACAGCUCCAAUGUGAUGCUCUACUCAAAAGAAAAGGACGUAGUCAGCCGCGUGGGUCAUAAAGUCCUUGACGACGGAAAGCGAGUUCGUUACCUCAUAAAAACUGGCGAAAUUAUUGAUGGAGUAGAGAACUGGAAGACACUAAAGGAAGGGAAGAAAACCGAAGUAGCUGCUGCUUCAUAGCAAAGCAAUGCACGCGUUGGCAAUUGAUGUAGAUUCUAGAACUCUAGAUGGUACACUAUCAAGAAUUGAGCAUGAAAUGAUUGGUAUAGUCAUUGCUCAAAACAGAGUGAUGGGAUCUUUGGCACACCUAAAAUAUGAAGGUUCACAACGAUCGAAUUGAUCAUCUUUCAUGCAUAAGGAUACUAGAUUAUCUAGUAUAAACAAUUUAAAUAUCAUCACAGAGAAGAGUAUUGUUUUAUUUCUUUUAUUUUUGUAGGGAAAAUUUCAUUUUCAUACCCUGUGGUUUCACCUUUUGACACAAACGGUCCUGUGGUAUUUUCUGAGACAUUCUGCUACCUUGUGGUUUGCCACGUUAUCACUAAUGGUCCAAAUCCUUUAACACCGUUAAAAUGGCUCAUUCUUGAUUUUUAAAAUGUAUGUUUGUCCCAUCUAUAAUUGAAACUUUGCUCUUUUAAAUUUUACCUUUUUUGAAUUUAUGCUAUAGGUUUUUCAAAUGACAUCAGAUGUUUGAUUAUUUGUCUAAAUGAGAAUUGUAUAUGCCACGUCACUAUGCUGACUGUGCAAAAAUGAGCCAUUUUAACGGCGUCAAAGGAUUUGGACCAUUAGUGAUAACGAGGCAAACCACAAGGUAGUGGAAUGUCUCAAAAAAUACCACAGGACCGUUUGUGUCAAAAGGUGAAACCACAGGGUAUAAAAAUGAACUUUUCCCAUUUUUGUAUAGAGAUAAUCCACUUUGAGCUUGAA